This is a messenger RNA of Drosophila guanche, 1122 nucleotides long. Its product is annotated as fibrinogen-like protein A. Lineage: Eukaryota; Metazoa; Arthropoda; Insecta; Diptera; Drosophilidae. The record is from RefSeq and is a predicted model, not a curated record. The transcript has 5 exons. The coding region runs from base 57 to 1070 and encodes 337 amino acids.
CUCUAGCUGGGAUCGAGCACAACUUGAUUUGUCGCCGAACACAUAGGAAUAGAAUCAUGGCACUGGAGUCGCUCGUCACGGCUUUGGCCUGCCUCAGCACCACCACAAUGCCGGAGAAGUCUCUGUCUCCGUCUCUUCCUCUACCUCGGUCCUCUGUUAUAAUGCGAAACUCAGUGGAGCCAUUCCUCCUCAAUGUAAAUGACACUGCGUGUCCCGUGAGCGCCUUGGGCGGUUUGGCAGCGCGCAUCCAGUUCAUGACGGACGAGCUGCAGACACUCACGACGGAGUUGGGCGAGCUGCAGCAGCUGAUCGAUGAGUACAAGAACCAGGCGCCGGGCGAGGCAAUUGGCACACGAUCUCUGCGUCCCGUGCCAGCGAUUGUUCAGGCAUUGCCAGCGGUCGGGCCCAGCGAUGAUACACCGCGGAAUUGCUGGGACCAGAAGCACGGCCAGGUGCGCAUCCGUGUGGCGCAGCACGUGGAGCCGUUCUUCGUGAACUGUGACCAGAAGGAGCGCGACGGUGGCUGGCUGGUGAUCGCCUACAGAUUCGAUGGCAGCGAGGACUUCAAUCGCGACUGGCAGAACUACAAGGCCGGCUUUGGGUCACUCAACUCGGAGUUUUUCAUUGGGCUGGAAAAACUGAGUCUUCUGACCAACAGCGAUAACUACGAGCUGCUCGUCAUAAUGCGCAGCAAGACGCGGGAGCAGCGCUUCGCCCUCUACGAUCACUUCAGCAUUGGCAGCGAAUCCGAGAAGUAUCUGCUGUAUGUGCUGGGUCCGUACAAGGGCGAUGCCGGUGACUCGCUGCGCUACCAUGCGGGCAAGAAGUUCACCACCUUCGACCAGGACAACGACGACAAUGGACAGAACUGCGCCCGGACACAUGCGGGCGCCUGGUGGUAUGGCCGCGAGUGCUUCGAGAGCAAUCUCUUUGGCACGUUCCAGUCCAAGUAUGGCCAGGAGAUUGGCUACUUCAAGGGCAUACUGUGGAAGAGUUUUGUGCCGGGACCGACGGGCUCCCUCAGCUACGUUCGCAUGCUCAUCCGGCCGACGAAAAAGGCCCAAACCUAAUAUCCUUGACGCACACAAUACAUAUUAAAUAUUUCGAAUUGUUGCGAGAAUA